AUGUAUGAUUAUAUCAUCAGCAUGGCUAAUGAUGUGUUCAUUGGCUUUACUGACCACACAAAAUUGAACGAGGAAGGUGAGGUGUCCGAGGACACGAGAGGUGAGGUGUCCGAGGACACGAGAGGUGAGGUGUCCGAGGACACGAGAGGUGAGGUGUCCGAGGACACGAGAGGUGAGGUGUCCGAGGACACGAGAGGUGAGGUGUCCGAGGACACGAGAGGUGAGGUGUCCGAGGGCACGAGAGGUGAGGUGUCCGAGGACACGAGAGGAUCACUUCUACAUAGUACAGUAAGUGACAGUGAGGCGAGACAUAAUGGUGGCAGCGAGGCCAGACAUAAUGGUAGCAGUGAGGCCAGGCAUAAUGGUAGCAUUGAGGCCAGACAUAAUGGUGACAGCGAGGCCAGACAUAAUGGUGGCAGCGAGGCCAGACAUAAUGGUAGCAGUGAGGCCAGGCAUAAUGGUAGCAGCGAGGCCAGACAUAAUGGUAGCAGCGAGGCCAGACAUAAUGGUGGCAGCGAGGCCAGACAUAAUGGUAGCAGUGAGGCCAGACAUAAUGGUAGCAGCGAGGCCAGACAUAAUGGUAGCAGCGACGCCAGACAUAAUGGUGGCAGCGACGCCAGACAUAAUGGUAGCAGCGAGGCCAGACAUAAUGGUAGCAGCGACGCCAGACAUAAUGGUGGCAGCGACGCCAGACAUAAUGGUAGCAGACCAUUAACAAUUGGACCUGUUUAUUAUUCUCAGCCUUAA
Molecule: messenger RNA, 747 nt
Organism: Procambarus clarkii (red swamp crayfish)
Lineage: Eukaryota; Metazoa; Arthropoda; Malacostraca; Decapoda; Cambaridae
Source: RefSeq, a predicted model, not a curated record